UUCGCCGCAAAUAUCUUUUUUAUCGGGUGGCGAUGUCCCUCAGAGGAAAUCUAAUCUUCAACCAACAUAAAAGGACCUUAACGAAACACGACUCUACAGUCUGUCGUAAAUGUGUUUAUCAUGACUCCCGAGUCCCCUCCAAGGGGACAGCAUUCGCGGAAAUAAAACUACGUAAUGGCCUUGAAUAUAUUAUGAACCCGUGGGGCAGAGAGCCGUUCAGGUCAGAUUCUACAGGUGGUCUUUUAGUUAAUUAUUAACAACUCGCGAAGGCCACGUAUCGACGUACAGCUAUUGAUGAAUGACUUGCCGUCUAUAUUUCAAUGCUGUAGGUUUGUUUACAAGCUACAACGUCCAGGUAAAAUAUAUAAGUUUCGUACGAAUGAGGAAAACAUCGUAGGAAAUGUAAGGAAGUAAAAGUUCGAGACUUCGGCGAAACUAAUCUAUCAAAUCCGCAAAUAAAACCGCCCCGUUUCUGCAAUGAGGCAAAUCAAACAAUAAUAUUGUAUCUGUUGGCUAACAAUAGACGCUGACCUUGAAAGCUUUCACGUAGGAGUUUUCUCUCGGAAGGGUAGGAAAUAAUUAUGUUCGAGUCAGUAACCCGGGCGUGCGUUAUUGAUGGGCUCACGCGGCGGCGCCGAGACGCGCGGUAAGUGGGUCAGGGGAGGGGAGCGAGGGGCGCGCAGCCGCUCCGACAUUGCGCCCUCAGCCCUCAGCCAUGGCGGACGCGCCGCCCGAGGUCCUCGAGCUUAACGUAGGCGGCGUGCACUACGCCACCACGCGCGAUACGUUGCUACGCGAACCCGACUCGCUGCUCGCCGCCGCGCUGCAAGACGCCGACCACCCGCGCGACGCUCGCGGCCGCGUCUUCUUCGACCGCGACGGCGUGCUGUUCCGCUACGUGCUCGACUACCUCCGCGACGGCGGGCUCGUGUUGCCAGAGUGCUUCAGGGAACACAAGCGGCUGGCGCGGGAGGCGAAACACUACAGGCUCGUGGGCCUCGAAAACGCAGUGCGAGACGCCGACCCGAAGCCGCCUAACCGCGAAAAGGGAUGCAUCACGGUGGGCUAUCGCGGCAGCUUCGCAUUCGGACGCGACGGGCUUGCCGACGUCAAGUUCCGCAAGCUGUCGCGUAUCUUGGUAUGCGGCAAGGUGACUCUGUGUCGAGACGUUUUCGGCGAGACUUUGAACGAGUCCCGCGACCCUGAUCAUGGACUCGCAGACAGGUACACCUCUCGGUUCUUCCUGAAGCACUCGUUCAUAGAGCAGGCGUUCGACAUGCUGCAAGAGAACGGCUUCAAGCUGACGGCGAGCUGCGGCAGCGGAACCGCUGGAGGCGCCGCCGAGCUGAAGCCUGGCGUCGACUCCGAGGAGAACCGCUGGAACCACUACAACGAGUUCGUGUUCGUGCGUGAUUAAGCCCUUCGCUCGAGCGACGUUGACAUUGAAUCAGCUGACGAUCGCGUGUCGGCUACACACCAGCUGAUACUAAUAAAGGCAUACUAUUUUCGGGGCAAUGAUAUUUAACGAAGUUAGUUUCGAACUGAGAUCAAAUUAUUGAAUUUCCACGUAAGUAAUUCGCAAUAUUUGCGUACUACGUAGUAAAAGCUUGUCUUUCUCGUAAACAUAAUAGCGUACAAUAUGGUAUUAAAAUCAUAAUAAUAGAGUCGGAACGGGUGGUACCGAGUUUCGUUUCAUAAAUUAGUGUCUAAAAGAGUAAACGUUUAAUUAUUGGUAGAUAUAUAAUCGUUAAAUAUAAUCAAAUAUGUAACAAAUAGUGUUAAAUGUAAAGAAAUAUAAAAUAUUAGUAUAAAAUUUACUUCUAAUAGGAAUUAUUUCGUAUAUCUUGUUAAAUGGCUACCCAAUGUAUUUUCUUAUUUUGUUAUGGAUUUAUACAUUUCGUGACAUACGAGGGACAGUGUGGGCCAUUAUUCUUAUAUUUACUGCGAAAUUCGAAAUCUAAAUAUAGCUUUAUAGAUUUAUAAAGCUAUAUUUAGAUUUCUCUUUCUCUUAAAGUUCAUGUUUUCUUUUUAUUACAACAACAAAUAUGAAAACACAAAAUAAUCUCGAAAAUAUACAGACUAUAUUUGCGAUAUUGGAAUAUUAUGAAGCAAACAAUUUACUUCGAAGUGUUUAUAUAUUUUAUUAUUUUAUUAUUCAGAAGGGUAACGUUAGAUUUACUUUUAACGUACUCUAAAGCUUUGGAUUUAAUAAUACCAUCAGAAGUGAUAGGUAUUGCAUAUAAAAAUCUGCAUCAAAAGAAUUCCAUUUUACAAAAAAAAUUAAUAAACUCUAUACCGAAAUAUUCUUGCCUAUUUUAAUAUUUGGUAUGUCAAUGAGAAGUUACUUACGUUGCCUAUGCAAUAAUUACAACAAAAUUAUUAAGUAUCUUCUUACCUUAAAAGUAAUUCAACCGAGUACAAAAGUAUUUGUAUCGCACUCCAUAAAAGUAAUCGAGAAAAUGCGAAUACAAAAGCAAGUAUGCACAAAACUCGCUCCGCACUAAACAUUCGGAAAUUAUGAAAGCAGCGAGACGGAAUAAUGCGAGAAACUUUUAUUUAAGUCAAAGACAAUUACGAGUCUGUGUCCACGCUCUGCAAACUUGUAGGGAAAUAUUGUCGUCUCUGUGAAGUUUGGGUCGUUAGCAUGAGAAUUUGUUCAGAACGGACCAUUAUCGUAACAGUUUGCAAUUAUUCCACGUUUUAAAAUACGAUUCUUUUGUUGCUUUAUGGCGCGAAAUGUUUUUGUUAAUUCAGAUUUGACUAUAUUAAACUUGAACUCCUAAGAUUUGCUAAUUGUUAAGAUUUGAAUUCAUAAAGCGGUAAAGAAAACGAUAUAGAAAAUUUGUUUGUUACCAUAAUGACGCACAUGGUACCCAUUUGGCUCUCAUGUCCUCUACAAAAAUGCGGGUAUUUUCAAAUAAUGCCAGUACCCAAUGUCAUAUCAUUAGAUAUAUUAGACAUACUUUAAACUGUUCUUCCAUGCCAAACUUCCUCUCUAAGUAUGCUAAUGUUUCUAACAAAAUUGUUUUUUAUUAAUGAUAAUUGUACGCAGCGUUUUAAAGGUUUUAUGUGUUGCUAUUACCAAAUAUGUUGUACGGAUUUCAUCGUAUUGUAUUUUUAUACCAACAAAAACUUUCUGUUUGAUCCGUAAUUCCUUUGCCCUCUUCUUUGGUAAUAAAUAAAGUUUGAAUACAGCAUGUAUAAAUGUUUAAAAAAUUAAUGCAAUGCAAUAAAACCCGUAAUAUUGUGAGACGUUUCCAUAAAUAUUUAAGGAAAGGGACAUAAAUAAUACUCGAACGUCUUAUGUCAAUCUCAGUUUGCGGUUUCUUGUUACGCUUUAUCUGUCUCAGGAUUAUCUAUAAUAUUUAUUUUCUUAUAAAACAUUGUACGUAUAAAUAGUUGUUAACUGUUAAAUAAUUCGACGUAAUAAUGUCGCGUAUAUAAAAAGAGUCGUCAGAUAUAGAAAUAGAAGCCAUUGUAUUUCUUAUCUAUGUUUUUUAGUUUUAGGGCGUUUAUCAUUUGUAUUUUAGUCAGAAUUAUUGUUAGUAUUAAAAUGUACAAUCAUCUAAAGUAGCUGUGUAUGCAAUUUGUUACAUUCACUAAUACGGGUCGCAUUGCUAUUAUUUCCCAUACGUAGAUUAAUAAUAAAUAUAAUAUAGAUUAACUGAUGUUUCAAGAUGCAUAACAGUUACGGUGAUUCGUGUAUUUUAGCGAGAAAGAAUAAGCAGAAUUAUGAUAUCAUUUGACGUGUUAUAAAUGUCUUAAAAUCAGAAACAUAUGAAUCAUGUUUGAAUAAAAAUAAAUACACAAUAAUGGUACAAACGUGACGGAGAAACAUAAAACACGAACGUCAAGCAAUAAACAAUAGUAUAAAGGGCGAAAAAUAUACAGCCAGCCGUCAAAAACCAUUAUUUCGUAGUGUAACGAUUUCUUGAUCCAAAAACAUUGAAUUAAAUUCGGCACGUACAUCGCAUAAACUCCAGUAUUCAGAUUUUAUGUUGAAACUUUGUUGGUAAAAACCACAGCGGCGAAAAGUUUACCAACAGUGGGAUGCAAAUAAAAAUAACACGAUCAAACCGUGUUUUCACGUCGAAGUUUAACACACGAUGGUAUUUCAUACUUUCUGCUUGUUCACUACAGAGUAAUUGUAGCGAUAUUGGUUUCGUAUUUAACUAAAGCAUUUAUUUGUAAAUUCGGAUUCUCCUAGUGUAUGUUCUGAUGGAGAAAAACAGUGUUGGACCUGAACUCGAUAACUAAAGUAGGAUUUCUAAAAAUAUAGUUUUGGGAAUAAAUUUAGUUAAAAAAA
Messenger RNA from Manduca sexta (tobacco hornworm), 4306 nucleotides. RefSeq names its product BTB/POZ domain-containing protein KCTD12 (gene Ktl). The record is from RefSeq and is a predicted model, not a curated record. Gene Ontology annotation, biological process: protein homooligomerization. The coding region runs from base 716 to 1417 and encodes 233 amino acids. NCBI's taxonomy places the organism in Eukaryota, Metazoa, Arthropoda, Insecta, Lepidoptera, Sphingidae. The transcript has a single exon.